This is a messenger RNA of Lytechinus variegatus (green sea urchin), 2449 nucleotides long. Its product is annotated as tyrosine kinase receptor Cad96Ca-like. The record is from RefSeq and is a predicted model, not a curated record. Gene Ontology annotation, cellular component: signaling receptor complex. Bases 35 to 1213 code for a protein of 392 amino acids. The transcript has 11 exons. NCBI's taxonomy places the organism in Eukaryota, Metazoa, Echinodermata, Echinoidea, Temnopleuroida, Toxopneustidae. Gene Ontology annotation, biological process: protein phosphorylation; positive regulation of kinase activity; multicellular organism development. Gene Ontology annotation, molecular function: ATP binding; transmembrane receptor protein tyrosine kinase activity.
UAAUUCCUCUUCAGCCGCUUCACCGACGUCCAACAUGUCUAAGGAAGGAUGGCAAACGAGUACCAUGAGUCCAGUGGAUGUCAAGCACAUUGAGGCGCAGAGAGAAAUAAUAUUUAAUAAAGGUUUCAUCUACACAACUAUCGGCAUUGCUUCCGGACUAAUAAUUAUCAUCUUUAUCAUUGGAGUGGUCUUUCUUUGCAGAAGAAAUAAUAGGAGAGAACAGAAUUUGGCCCAGCAAAGCUGUACCGUAACCUACGAAACUAUUGACAGCGGAGCUGCAUACACAGCCCUGAAAAUCGGUUCAUCUGGAACACCUAUCAUCGGUUCUGAAGACUUAACGCUUUUUGCAAGACUCAGUUCGAUUGGUCGAGGUGACUUUGGAGAGGUAUGGAAGGGAGGUCUCAAUGUUAGUCACUUCCAUAAAGAUGUUGCUGUCAGGUUGGUUUCAGAUCAAGUGGCCAAAUCGGGUGACUUUCUUCAAGCUAUCCGGGUACUCUAUGAGCUGUCGGAUCAACUAAAUGUUGUAAAAUGCCUAGGAUAUUGUCCAGAAAAAGGAAGCAUUCUGUACGAGUUUGUUUCUGGUGGUACACUACUCACCUAUCUGCAAGCCAAACGGGGACAUUCUCAGCCAACGUACAAAAAUCUAAAACCAAAGAGUGAACGUCUCAAUGAUGAUGAUGAAGGUAGGCUAUUGAACAUGGCCUGGCAGGUUGCAAAGGGGAUGGAGUUUCUCGUGUCCAAAAAGAUCACCCAUGGAGCUCUCUGUGCUCACAAUGUGCUACUGGCAGAUGAAAAGCUGUGCAAGAUAUCGGAUUAUGGACUAUCUACAUCGCUAUUUAGGGACAAAGUUAAACUAACAAGAUGGAGUUGCCCUGAAACCAUGGCAACGGGUGGACAAUCGACUGAAGGAGACAUUUGGUCUUUUGGAAUCGUCUUGUGGGAAAUUGUAACAUUAGGAUCCAGACCUUAUCCUAAAAUGACAUUUGACAUGGUCCAGAUGAAAGUUAUCGAUGGUUACCAGAUGCCACGCCCUCAUCACUGUGGACAAGAAGUGUAUGCAGUAAUGGCUGGUUGUUGGGAGAAAGAAGCUGGAAAGCGAAGUAGUUUUGAUCUGAUCCUGAAGAGUCUGGAAACGAUUCUGGAAAAGGCCCACAAUUACAUGUCACUCAGUAAAAUUGAUGACGGAUUGUACGAGUCUACGCUGGAUAUGUAAAUGAAGUCCUGACCGAAUCGCGGGCGGGCAAUUUAUGUUAUGCACUUCGUAAUUUUACCAUCUCCUUAUUGCGCCAAACAAAAUAUUUUGAUGAAUAUUCAAUGCAUUAGUGACUUCGACCACAAACAUACAAAAUCGACCAGAAACAUACCAAACUCAACCAGAACUCUGAUAUGUCUGAAGUCAUCAUUUUAAUAAUGAACAAUAUUAAUCAAUAUUUUAAUUCAACUGCACUGUGGCUAUUUUCAGAAUCGUAAAAUAUCAUAACUUAAUUCAAAAUCAUAUUUGAUAAGACUGCCAUAGUGUUAGUAUAGUCAGACUAAUUUGCUGUUCAUCUUUAUAUGAAAGUCAGCUCUUUUAUUGAGGUAUACUAAAUUUACCUUAGAACUGAAUAUAAUUAUAAUCCAUAAUUGAUAAGGGUAAGGUCACGUUGAAAAAGUUUUCAUAUUAUGACAAUGUUUAAAUUUUCUUAAAUUUUUCGUGCUACGAUUUAGGAUCCUAUGAAUUUAUCAAAAGAGAUUCUCUGAUAACGUGUAUCAUGCAUUUUAAUAUUCCAUCAAUUGAAAAAUAAGUGGAGGCUUAUGAACACCCCACUAUUUCUUUUGUAUCAAUAAAAAUACCGUACGAAAUGGAUUUGCUCAAUUUUAAUUUCAAUAUAUUUUUAGAAUUUCAUAAGAACUAAAUUUGAAAUUCUGUUUUGUUGUAUCAGUAUUGUAUGCAGUAUUAUACAAAAAAAUCCCUGAUAAUCCCAAAGAGUGAUUUUGUUCCGGAAAAAAGAACAAUCUAUUGCAUGUUACGUUGUUUGAAACACCUAUGGUUUGUACUCGGACUACUCAUGUAUUAAUUAGAUUAUGCCAUGUAUUUAUAGUUUUUAGGUUCGUAUAUUUUCUUUGUUUCACCAAUUCACUAAUCCACUCUAAUAGUUAUCCCAGUGGCGUAUCAAGGAAGAAGGGGGGGGGGGAUUUAGCAUUUUCCCCGGGCGCCGUUUGUCCUAGAUACGACACUGAGUUACCCAUAGAAUCAAUAUUUGAUUUUGACAUUGAAUCUAGAUCAUGUACAUUGUGUAAGAUUUUGUUUUCCUACUACGAAUGAAGAAUUUCAGCAGCACGUGUAUCUCUAUAUAAUGCAAGCAUAGUGGAAACGUGUGUGUGUGUGUGAGGGUGAUGGGUGUGUGUGUGUGGUUGUGGGUAUAUUCGUACUUGCACGUGGUUGUGAAAUAAGCAUUGUCAAUCUACA